This is a messenger RNA of Rotaria socialis, 624 nucleotides long. NCBI's taxonomy places the organism in Eukaryota, Metazoa, Rotifera, Eurotatoria, Philodinida, Philodinidae. The record is from the annotation of a GenBank genome assembly.
AUGGACAUGAAACCGUUCAUGAAUAUUGUUAUCGCAAUGGAUGAAAAAAAUGCCAUCGGAUAUGAAAACAACACUCCAUGGGGAUCUUUACCUACUGAUCACAAUUGGUACUUAACACACUCAACAACUUUAAAAGAUCCAUUAAAACGUGUUGCGGUUAUUACUGGACGUGUCACAUUUGAACCGAUAAUUAAAUUGGGUGAAGAAUAUCUUUCAAAAUGGCAUUUUAUUGUUAUUAGCAAACAAACACAGGAAGAACUGCAUAGAAAAUUUGAAGAUUUGGAUAGAAAUAACGUUGAUAUCGUGAAUUCUUUCGAGCAAGCUACCCAUAGAGCGAAAUUCUUACUUGACACUCCGAGUGCUAUGAUUGAAUCAGUCUUUCUGUUUGGUGGUGUCAAUCCCUAUGAGCAAGCACUAGAAUUAAAGCUUGUGAAACGAGUUUAUUUAACAAGAAUUUUCGCAGAAGUCCCUAAUUGUGAUGCUCGAGUAUCGAAAUUUGAUUUAAGCGAUUUUCAACGCGUAAAACGACCACCCGGCGAGGUUCUUGCUGAACUCGAUGAUCAAAUCAUUGAAGAAAACGGAUGGAAAUAUCAAUUUCAAGUAUACGAUCGACAAGACUCCUGA